Molecule: messenger RNA, 2236 nt
Organism: Otolemur garnettii (small-eared galago)
Lineage: Eukaryota; Metazoa; Chordata; Mammalia; Primates; Galagidae
Gene: GNL2
Product: G protein nucleolar 2
Exons: 15
Coding region: 137-2200 (687 amino acids)
Cellular component (GO): nucleolus
Molecular function (GO): GTP binding
Source: RefSeq, a predicted model, not a curated record
AGCGGAAGUGACGUAUUCUUGCACACGUGGUACAGCGUGGUUCACGCGGGUCACUUCAGCCGGGCCUGGGAACUUUUGGGCUCGUUUUUCCGACGUUAGCCGGACCUAGCGCUCCGGUGCCCGUCUCGUCGCCAAGAUGGUGAAGCCCAAGUACAAGGGACGGAGCACCAUCAACCCCUCCAACGCCAGCACAAACCCGGAUCGAGUGCAGGGAGCAGGAGGCCAAAACAUGAGGGACCGGGCCACAAUCCGGCGCCUGAAUAUGUAUAGGCAAAAGGAACGCAGGAACAGUCGUGGUAAAGUAAUCAAGCCCCUGCAAUAUCAAUCAACAGUGGCUUCUGGCACAGUGGCAAGAGUAGAGCCAAAUAUUAAAUGGUUUGGAAACACACGUGUGGUUAAGCAGUCGUCAUUACAAAAAUUUCAAGAGGAAAUGGAUGCAGUCAUGAAGGAUCCAUACAAAGUGGUCAUGAAACAAAGCAAGUUACCAAUGUCUCUCCUCCACGAUCGAAUCCGGCCUCAUGUAAGAUGUAGGAUAUCAUUGUUGCUCAUUUUGGGCGCUUUCUUACUUAGAAAUGAAGCCCAAGAAGAGAUAUAUAAAAAAGGACAAUCCAAAAGAAUAUGGGGUGAGCUCUAUAAGGUGAUAGAUUCAUCAGAUGUUGUGGUUCAAGUUCUUGAUGCUAGAGAUCCGAUGGGUACUCGUUCCCCUCACAUUGAGACUUACUUGAAAAAGGAAAAACCCUGGAAACACCUCAUUUUUGUUCUUAACAAGUGUGACCUUGUUCCAACCUGGGCAACAAAACGAUGGGUUGCGGUUCUCUCCCAGGAAUAUCCAACACUUGCUUUUCAUGCAAGUCUCACAAACCCCUUUGGAAAAGGAGCAUUCAUUCAGCUUCUGCGGCAGUUUGGAAAGUUACACACUGACAAGAAACAGAUCAGCGUUGGGUUCAUUGGCUAUCCAAAUGUUGGCAAGAGCUCUGUGAUAAACACAUUACGAUCCAAGAAAGUUUGCAAUGUGGCCCCCAUUGCAGGUGAAACAAAGGUCUGGCAAUAUAUUACCUUGAUGCGUCGGAUAUUCUUGAUUGACUGUCCGGGUGUAGUUUACCCCUCUGAGGACUCGGAGACAGACAUUGUGCUAAAAGGAGUUGUUCAAGUGGAAAAAAUUAAGACUCCUGAAGACCACAUUGGUGCUGUACUUGAACGAGCAAAGCCAGAAUAUGUCAGCAAGACAUACAAGAUUGAUUCUUGGGAGAAUGCCGAGGACUUUCUUGAGAAGCUAGCUCUCCGGACCGGGAAGUUAUUGAAGGGUGGGGAACCCGACUUGCAGACUGUCGGUAAAAUGGUUCUCAAUGACUGGCAGAGGGGCCGCAUUCCCUUCUUUGUCAAGCCACCCAACGCAGAGCCACCCGCAGCUCCCCAGCAUCCACCCUCUGCAUCUUCAGAAGUUGCCCCAGAAACAACCCAGAAAAAUCCAGAAGAGGAAGUUGUAGACACUGUCAGUAAAGGGUCUGAAUCUGUCAUUGAGAAAGAAAAACAAGAAGACAGUCAAUGUGACGCCAACUCCGAGAUGCAGCAGAUUCUUGCACGGGUUCGGCAGAACUUUGGCAAAAUCAAUGUGGUGCCUCAGUUCUCUGGGGAUGACCUGGUUCCUGUGGAGAUGUCAGAUCUUGAGGAAGAGCUUGAAAGCUUUUCUGCUGAAGAGGAGGAGGAGGAGGAGGAGGAACAAGGGCAACAAGGAGACAGUGAGGAAGAACCUUACCAGGAGUCCCAAGAGGAACAUGUGGAAAAUAACACCAAAGCAGUUAUUAAAGUGCUGGAUGAAAAGAUUGCUAAAUAUCAGAAGUUUUUAGACAAAGCCAAAGCUAAAAGGUUUUCAGCAAUCAGAAUUUCCAAGGGGCUGAGUGAAAAGGUAUUUGCAAAAUGUGAAGAACAAAGAAAAACAUCUGAGGAAGCUGUAGAUGAUACAGUACCUGCCAAAAAGGGAAGAAAGCGGAAGGCACCGAGGGAGGAGGAGCAUUCACAUAAAACCCCCAGGACACUGACAUCAAAGGAGCGGAGGCGAGCAGCACGGCAGCAGCAGUCCAAAAAAGUUGGUGUGCGUUACUAUGAAACACACAAUGUGAAGAAUAGGAAUAGGAACAAAAAGAAGACCAAUGACUCAGAGGGACAGAAACACAAACACAAAAAGUUCAGACAUAAGUAGUAACAUUUAAAAAGUUUAUUAAAUUAUACAAAAGAA